Scophthalmus maximus (turbot) is the source of this 1213-nucleotide messenger RNA. It is a transcript of the gene rtraf, whose product is annotated as RNA transcription, translation and transport factor. The coding region runs from base 112 to 840 and encodes 242 amino acids. NCBI's taxonomy places the organism in Eukaryota, Metazoa, Chordata, Actinopteri, Pleuronectiformes, Scophthalmidae. Gene Ontology annotation, biological process: tRNA splicing, via endonucleolytic cleavage and ligation. Gene Ontology annotation, cellular component: tRNA-splicing ligase complex. The transcript is spliced from 8 exons. Gene Ontology annotation, molecular function: RNA binding. The record is from RefSeq and is a predicted model, not a curated record.
AGUAGCGCGCUGACAGCUAGCAGGAAAGGGAAACAGCCAGUGUUGCUAGCUGUUAGCCGUUAGCUCGCAGCGACACAAACCGGCGGUUCUCGGUGAGAAAGAGUCGCUGAAAUGUUCCGGAGGAAGCUGACGGCUCUGGACUAUCACAACCCGGGCGGGUUCGACUGCUCCGAUGAGACUCAGUUCAGGAACUGCGUCGUUUGGCUCGAGGACCAGAAGAUCCGACACUACAAGAUCGAGGACCGUGGCAACCUGAGGAACAUCCCCAGCUCGGACUGGCCCCAAGCCUAUGAGAAGUACCUGCAGGACCUGAACUGUCCAUUCGGAGUCCAGGAGCGACAGGAGGCAUUGGACUGGCUCCUGGGCCUGGCUGUGCGAUAUGAGUAUGGAGACAACGUGGACAAGUAUAAGAACUGUCAGCCGCUGGCAGCCUCCAGUAACAGUGACAAAGCUGUCGACCCUCUGGUGAACCUGGACAGUAAUUCACCAGAUUUCAAAGCGGGCGUGACGGCUCUGUCCAACAUCCUCAAGGUUCAACGACACGACGACUACCUGGUGAUGCUCAAGGCGAUUCGGAUUCUGAUCCAAGAGAGACUUUCUCCAGAGGCCAUCACUAAAGCCAGUCAGAGCAGAGAGGGCGUUCCGGUGACUUUAGAUAAACACACCCUGGGUUUCGACACUGGAGACGCGACGCUGAACGAAGCGGCUCAGAUCCUGCGCCUGCUGCACAUCGAGGAGCUGAGGGAGCUGCAGACCAAGAUCAACGAGGCCAUCGUGGCCGUGCAGGCGGUGAUCGCCGACCCCAAGACUGACCACCGGCUGGGCAAGGUGGGCAGAUGAAAGCGAGGAGGAUGAGGGAUCGAACCACCGGAAUUUUUGCAUUUAAUUUUGAGGAGAAAAAUCUAUUUUUUAUUUUUUUUUGUUUGAGGUGGACAGAAAUGAAUUUUUUUUUUCUCUGUUGUUUACGCGACUUGGGACGGAUCGAUUUGGGAAUUUGCUCUUCAGACAAACUGACUCCAAAAGUCCUCGUAUCCUACAACACGUCCAAUCUUUAGUUUCUUUAGAGACUUGAGCUCCAACCUUCUGAUAAUCUGCCGCGACCACCUCGUCGGUAUAAACCUCAGAAGCUCCAGAAAUAUCUAAAAACAUGGAUAAUGGAAGAAGACGAUUAUGAAUAUGAUUUACGCUGAAGCUAUAAAAGCAGCUGAACAGA